GAAAUGGCAAUGAGGUUUGCUUCAGGUUUUCUUCUAUUUCUUUUCAUGUCAUCAUCUAGCAUUGCUGUGGCCUUCCACAUUCCUGUGGUAAAUGUGACGGCCAUGCCAGCAGUAUUUCUGUUUGGUGACUCAACUUUUGAUGUGGGGACUAAUAAUUUCUUAAAUGUGAACCAAACCAUCAAAGCGAACUUCCUUUAUAAUGGAAUCGACUUUCCUUACUCAACGCCAACUGGGAGAUUUAGCAAUGGCUAUAACACAGCCGAUCAAAUAGUGAGGCUGUUGGGAUAUAAAAGGAGUACGCCAUCUUUUCUUUCUCUUCUAAACCACUCGUCCACUUUCAAGGGUAGAAUUCUCCAAGGUGUCAACUUUGCUUCAGGAGGCUCUGGUCUACUUGACAAAACUGGGAAUCAAUUUAACAAUUCGAUGUCAUUGAGAAAGCAGAUUGACCAAUUUUUAACUGUCUACGCAAACAUCACAACUAUAAUGGGUCCAGAAGAAACUGCCAAUAUGGUUUCUAAAUCACUGUUCCUCAUUAGUGUUGGAAGCAACGACGUCUUUGAUUUUCUGGAUAAUAGUACCACGUCUCCCGGGAACCUCUUGUACAACAUGUUGUCUACCUACCACGACAAUUUAAAGAGUCUAUACGAUAUUGGAGCCAGAAAAUUCGGAAUUAUCAGCAUUCCACCAAUCGGUUGCUGUCCGGCUGCACGUCUAUAUAAUAACACUGGUGGCUGCUUUGAGGAAGGAAAUGAGUUUGCUAAAAAAUUCUAUAACGCAACGGAAGAACUCCUGUAUGGAAUGAAAUCAGAACUCCCUGGAAUGACAUAUUCACUGGGAAAUUCUUAUGAAAUGACCAUGACUGUCAUUGAAAAUGCUUAUGCCUUUGGUAUCACGGACACCGCGACAGCUUGCUGUGGGGAUGGAAAGACUCAGUGUAAUCAAAAAACAAUUCCUUGUAACAAUCGCAAAGAAUACUUAUUCUGGGAUCGAUUCCAUCCAACUCAGAGGACUUCUGAAUUGGCAGCUCUAACACUUUAUGCAGGCUCUACAAGAUUUGUGACACCAUUCAAUUUCAGUAUGUUGGCCAGCAAUGAUGUCUAAGGUUUUCAUUAUUUCACUGCAGCAGAAAUCAUAACAAAGGACAUGUAAUCUUCCGUUUUCUCGUUCUCAUUCAAGUAUCAGACGGAGUAAUUUCUUUGUCAUAUAGCUAAGAAUAAUAAUAAAUAAUUGUGACAUUGUUGUAACAUAAUUGUACGAUCAUAUAUAACAAAGUUACCAAAUUGAAUAAAAAACUUAUC
This is a messenger RNA of Pistacia vera, 1298 nucleotides long. Its product is annotated as GDSL esterase/lipase At5g55050-like. NCBI's taxonomy places the organism in Eukaryota, Viridiplantae, Streptophyta, Magnoliopsida, Sapindales, Anacardiaceae. The record is from RefSeq and is a predicted model, not a curated record. The transcript is spliced from 5 exons. Gene Ontology annotation, molecular function: hydrolase activity, acting on ester bonds. The coding region runs from base 4 to 1101 and encodes 365 amino acids.